Molecule: messenger RNA, 522 nt
Organism: Lodderomyces jiufengensis
Lineage: Eukaryota; Fungi; Ascomycota; Pichiomycetes; Serinales; Debaryomycetaceae
Gene: TVP18
Product: Tvp18p
Exons: 1
Coding region: 1-522 (173 amino acids)
Biological process (GO): vesicle-mediated transport
Cellular component (GO): Golgi membrane
Source: RefSeq, a predicted model, not a curated record
AUGGCUCUUGGGGAAUCUAUUAUGAGUAAUAUAUUUGGAGGACUUUCCAACGACUUCAAAAAAAAGAAUUUUUCACUUUAUGGUCAAUGGAUUAGUAUUUUAACAAUAUUUUUAUGUUUAGCAUUGGGUAUUGCUAAUAUAUUUCAUUUCAAUUUAGUCAUUAUUUUCUCAAUUAUAUGUUUAGUUCAAGGAUUAAUUGUUAUAUUUGUUGAAAUUCCAUUCUUAUUAAGAAUAUGUCCAUUAACAGAUACUUUUACCAACUUUAUUCGUAAAUUUGAUGGUAAUUUACCAAGAUGUGGAUUCUAUUUAUUAAAUGCAACUAUUCAAUAUUUAAGUUUAGUUUUACAAGCAACAAGUUUAUUAGUUGUUGCUAUAUUUUUCACAAUAUCAAGUGGUUGUUAUGCUUUAGCUCAUUUUAAAAAUCAAGAAUACUUGAAAUCUUCAAUUGAUGUUAGUGGUACCGGUCAAGGUGGUGCUUUAGAAGCUCAAGUUGGUGAACAUGUUGUAAGAAAUGUUUUGUAG